Molecule: messenger RNA, 1040 nt
Organism: Anarrhichthys ocellatus (wolf-eel)
Lineage: Eukaryota; Metazoa; Chordata; Actinopteri; Perciformes; Anarhichadidae
Gene: socs1a
Product: suppressor of cytokine signaling 1a
Exons: 2
Coding region: 257-946 (229 amino acids)
Biological process (GO): phosphatidylinositol phosphate biosynthetic process; intracellular signal transduction
Cellular component (GO): phosphatidylinositol 3-kinase complex
Molecular function (GO): 1-phosphatidylinositol-3-kinase regulator activity
Source: RefSeq, a predicted model, not a curated record
CACAAACACACAGGAGAGUCUUAACCCUGACGGGUGGAAAUCACGGUUCAGUUGCUCCCGAGGUGUCAGACUCACCGUUGCUCUCCACCUCGCGCUGCGUCAAGGAUUUACCUGCAAGACAGCAACUCAUCUCCACGCGCUCUGAGAUUAUAGACAAACGGAUCUUUAAUUAAACAACCGCUGUUGUUAGAACAAAACGGAUGUCAGUGUGGUGGUUAGAGAUGGGAGAGGGUCUGGGGCCGCUCUCCCCUGUAGGAUGGUAGCCGACAGCACAGUGGAAGGCCAUGACAAGACCCAGUUGUCCAGCUCUUCAUCCUCAUCAUCAUCCUCAUCCUCCUCGUCCCCGUCAUCGCUGCUGUCCAGGCAGCUCGCUCUCAGCCCUCGCCGCACCGAGUCGGAUCAGCUUCAGCGUCGGGCCGCCCCGGAUCCGAACCCGAGGUCGGCGUUCGUCCCCUCCGUGUAUCUGACCCACUUCCCCACCUUCUCCUGCAAGGAGGACUGCAAGAUCAUCACAGAGACUGCGUCCAAGCUCGAGCGCAGCGCCUUCUACUGGGGCCCUCUGGGAGUGGACGAGGCCCAUCGCAUGCUGCGGGACGCCCCGCUGGGCAGCUUCCUCAUCCGCGACAGCCGGCAGAAGGACGUCUUCUUCACGCUGUCCUACCACGGCAAGAGCGGGCCGGCCAGCGUGCGCAUCGACUACAAGCAGCAGAAGUUCUCACUGGCGGGCAACGAGCGCUCCUUCCCGACGCUCUUUGCCCUUUUGGAGCAUUACGUCAAUUCUCCCAAGAAGAGCCUGAAGUUCCCAUACAGGAGAUGGGAGCCAACGCUGCAGGAGCUGUGCAGGAAGCGCAUCAUGGAGCUGUGUGGCGAAGGGAGCCGGGUGCCGGAGCUGCCACUCACCCACGUUGUCCAAGACUUCCUGUUGGAGUUCCCUUACAAACUAUGACCAGCUUGCCAUUCAAAGUUCUGGUUGUAUUAUUCUUCAUUUCAAGAAGGCAGUUUUCACCAAGAAAACAGGAGUGUUUCCACAUAAAAGCAUC